Molecule: messenger RNA, 772 nt
Organism: Drosophila busckii
Lineage: Eukaryota; Metazoa; Arthropoda; Insecta; Diptera; Drosophilidae
Gene: AgmNAT
Exons: 1
Coding region: 65-715 (216 amino acids)
Molecular function (GO): N-acetyltransferase activity
Source: RefSeq, a predicted model, not a curated record
UAUUAUCUGUCAGCACUGAUAGUUUUGUUGCCAGCUGCGAUCUUCUCGGUUUGUUAUUUUAACAAUGUCUGCUGCGGUGAUGGACGAUAUUGAGCUGCGCGUGGCCACCGCAGAGGACAGCAAGCGAAUGAUGGAGUUUCUGCAUGAGCACUAUUAUCAGGAGGAGCCGCUGACAAUUGGCUGUGAGCCCAAGCAGCCAGAUGCCGCUGAUGAGAGCUUUCUGCUGUCGAAUAUACCGCAUGGCACAUGUCUGCUGGCGCUGCAGGGAGAUCGCAUUAUGGGCGCCGUAGUGGCUGGACCCAAAGACAAGGAGGAGGCGCAGCUCUUGGAUGAGGAGGCGGCGCAGCAUGCGGGCACCAAGUGGGGACGCAUUGUUGGCUUUCUGGCUCUGGUGGAGCGUGAAGCAAACGUAUUCGAACGUUAUGGCGUGGAUAAGGCCGUGCACGCCCAUGCCCUGGGCGUGGACACAACAAUGCGUGGCCGGGCGCUGGGUGCGCGGCUAAUAACGGCGCUCGCUGCACGUGGUAAAGAGCUGGGGUAUCCAUUGCUGACGCUGGACUGUACCAGCGUCUAUUCAUCACGUCUCUCACGGCGCCUGGGGUGCGAUCUGAUAAACAGCAAGCUCUAUAGCGAUUAUAAAGAUGUGUCAGGUGUGCAACUGAUAUGCCCGCCCGCGCCCCACGACCGCGUCGAGACUUACGCUCUGCUUCUGUAAGCUUAUCGUCGUCGUCAUCGUCCACAAUUUUUUUGUUAUCAAUAAAUAUAUACUAUA